This is a messenger RNA of Thlaspi arvense, 1029 nucleotides long. Lineage: Eukaryota; Viridiplantae; Streptophyta; Magnoliopsida; Brassicales; Brassicaceae. The record is from the annotation of a GenBank genome assembly.
AUGGAGAACAGUGUUCUUGAGUUGAAUAAGCUUCCAGUAGUAAUGGUAUCUUCUGGAGAAGCAUUGAUGGCUUUGAUGGAUAUCAUUGGCUCUGCAAAGGAGUCUCUCUUGAGGAUUCUUGUGCAAGGAGAUUUCUCGGAAUACCCAGAUGAUCAGACCAUGCAUUGUACUGCUCGCUUGGCUGAAAUGUUAAGCCAGUUCUCAGAGACUCUCCAAGCAAAGCCUGAGGAAGCUACCGAGUUCUUGAUGGAUGAAAUCAAGAUCCUAGAUGAAUGCAAAUGUGUUGGUCUACCCAAUUUCAUCCCGAGAUCCGCCUUCUUAGCUAUCCUCUCUCAACAUGUUGAUGGAAUCCAUACGAAGCCUGUUAAGUUCAUCACAGAGAUUUGGGAUUACGUUGAAGUUGUGCUCUCGUCUGUUCUUACCAAGUACACUGAGAACUUACCCCAAAUCCAAUCCUCCAUCAAAAGAGCUGGUCGAAACCUAAUCUCCAAAACUAAGGAGCAAGCCGUAAACAGAGUGACUGAGAUCGUUGAGAUGGAGAAGCUGACUGAUUACACAUGUAACCCUGAUUACAUGACACUGUGGACUCAGAAGACAGAGUUACAGCAAAGCUUCAUCAACGCUGUGCUGUACGACGAGGAGAAACAUGAGAACUACUCUUUGGCUGGAUUCGGAGAUGUGAAGAUUUCGCAUCUAAGGAAAUAUCACGCCCAUUUGCUGCAGCAGGCGUUUGAUAUGAAGAUGAAGAUCACAUCGUACUGGACGAUUGUCCUGCGGAGGAUUGUGGACAACCUUGCUCUGUAUCUUCAAUUCUCGGUGAAGAAUCUCGUCAACUGUUGGUUUCAGAAGGAGAUCGUGGCGGAGAUGGUGGAUACCAGAGGCGGUGGAGGGAUUGAGAGGAUGCUGGCGGAGUCUCCGUCGAUGGCGAGCAAGAGGGAGAAGCUGAAGAACAGUAUCAAGCUAUUGAAGGAGUCCAAGGACGUCGUCGCCGCCAUUGUUGAUCAGAACUCUGGGUGUGGUGAUCGUUGA